Stomoxys calcitrans (stable fly) is the source of this 2305-nucleotide messenger RNA. RefSeq lists its product as uncharacterized. The transcript has 2 exons. Lineage: Eukaryota; Metazoa; Arthropoda; Insecta; Diptera; Muscidae. The record is from RefSeq and is a predicted model, not a curated record. Bases 1355 to 2305 code for a protein of 316 amino acids.
CAUUGACACUCACUGUAUAGCAAAACAAAAGUCCAAAAAUUCCAAUUCGCCGUAGCUAGCGGUUUGCGAUCAUACACACAUAUGUCACCUACAUACGUACAUAUGAGUGUGUAGCCGCCGCUAGCUAUUGGUUUUUGCAUACAAGAGUUUGUUAUUGUUUUUUUGCUGAAUGCAGCCAAUAUGCCUGUUGAAUAGGCUGCAGUGACGACGGCUACGUCAUUAUGUUUAUUAUGUUUGCGCCCUUUAACUCGACCACACCGUGACAAGUGAAGAAAAAAGAAAUUUUGUACAUUUUAUAAAAAGUAGAGAAAUCAAGUCAAAUGUGUAUACAAAAAACAAUCUAAACAUACAGUGGUGUCAAAAAAAAGAGUACAUAAAAACCUGAAACAAAAGUUAAAGACAAAUACAUGUGAAUAAAGAAAAGAACACAAAAUACUUACCUCUUAACUAAAUGAAUUUAUACAUAAAUACCUGGAAAAGAAAAAACUAAUCUAGAAUUGCACUUACCCCAUGUGUUAUUUACCUACCUAUAUACUUACCUACAUAUAAAUAUACCUACCUACAUACUUACCUUGUAACCCAAAAAUAAAUAACAAAAAGCAAGAAGCUAUUUACGCUGUGGAAUAAUAUGCUUACCCAAAUGUUCAUAAUUCUUAAAUAAUUCUUAAAGCUACUAUUGUCCAGUGAUUAAAUCUAAUUAAUAAGGCAUCUUUUAUACUCUAUUGCACGUACCCAUUGGUUAUACUUACUCAUCAAUAAAUCUGUGAACUGAAAUCUAAAAGUGGCAAUUGGACAUACUUUGAAAAGGCAAAAUAAAAGGUUUGACCGAUAACAUUUUGGUCCAUUCGAACCGAAUUGUGUUUUGUGAAAUAAAAUACCGUGAUAGAAAAUUGAAAAAACAAAAUUUUGUUAAUAAAAAAAAAAUGUGCUUUGUACCUACCAAAAACCUGUGAGAAUAAAGCAAAGAAAAUCUGAGGAAAAAAAGAAAAGUUAUAAAUGCAAAAGUGGUUUGUGAGUGUUGGUGUACUUACAAAAAAAAGAAAGACAAAGAAUUUUUUUUAACCAAGAACAUUGUGAGGUUUGCCAAGAUCAAUUGAUUUUUUUGGUGUGAAAUUUUUUAAUAAAACUAAAACUUUGGAAACAAAAUUUUUAAACGGUGCUGCGCGCGUUCGUGACAAAAACACACACACAGACUAAAAACAACAACAUUUUCUUCAAUUUCGUGAACUAGGAAGGUUCUCGAAAAAUCUGGGGUUAUACCGUUACAACGGUCUGCUAAUUCAGCCACGCAUCCAAAGGGAAAAGCAGACGGACACACAUACACACAAACACCCAAAUCUCUAUAUACCAAAGAAUGGCAGCAUAUUUGCCCUGGCCCGAAGACGAGCGCCAACAAGGCAGAGAGGGACGGGAUCGAAAUGACCGAAGAGCGGAACCCCGGCCCCAACGAAAUCAGUCUCGGAAUCGUGAUCACGAUCGCGAGCAUGUAGAUCGGCGCGGAAGACCCACAACCUGGCAGUACUCUUGCGGUCUCUGCCAAGACGAUCACGCGUUAAGUACAUGCCGCCGAUUCCGGGACCAGACCCCAUACCAGCGGUAUGAGACGGUGGAGCGUCGCGGGUAUUGCCGCAAUUGCUUGGCUCGUAGUCAUCUCGUUCCCGAUUGCCAGUCUGUUGCAGGCUGCCGUCGCUGUGAGGUACGACAUCACACCCUGCUGCAUGGGGCACCGCAGCUCGAAAACAUGGAGAGGCCCGCAGAUGAUUUUGCACUCGCCAAUAACGCUAGACCCGCACCAACAGCAUCCCCACCCUUUAGGUGGGAUCUUGUUUUCGUGCCAACUGCCAUGGUACGAGUAGCAGAAGACGGGGUGGAUACUUGGGCCACAGUGCGAGCAUUGAUCAACCAAGCGGCUACAAUGUCUCGGCUGGCCUAUUCUACAUUCCGGCGACUUGGCUUACGAUCAUUCACAUACCAGGGCCACAGGUUCACAACCUUCCGGUUAAUGCACCGCAGACCAAAUAGCAACUGGGCACUUAAGGUGAAUGCCCUUAUCACAGAUGCGUUACCAUUUCGACCCUACUCAGAACCUCUAUUGGAGGACCCGACCCGUGAUCUAGCACCGGAUACCCUUGCAGAUACAGACCCUAGAGCCAAUACUUCGAUAGAUUUAGAGUUGGGCGCUGACGUUUACCCGAGACUUCAGAGAGAUGGUCAUGUUUUUGCCGGAAUCGGAGAUGUCAACGCCUUCCAGACAACACUCGGCUAUGUCUUCGUGGGCCCUAUUAGAAAUAUGCAUAGACACUAA